Molecule: messenger RNA, 248 nt
Organism: Rotaria sordida
Lineage: Eukaryota; Metazoa; Rotifera; Eurotatoria; Philodinida; Philodinidae
Source: the annotation of a GenBank genome assembly
CAGACACAAUGCAAGGUGCUUUGAUGAUUAUUACAAUAUGGUUUAUAAUGUCAUUGACAAGUUGUUUUCUACGAAUAACAAUUGGUAAUCGUAUCAAAAGUGAAUGGACAGGUGAUAAGGGUAUGUUUUACUAUGGUGGAACAGUUCAAUUAGGAUUGUUAUUAGGAACUAUACCAUUAUAUAUCUUAAUUAAUCUAUUUGGCAUUUUUGUUGAUCGAAAACCAUGUCAAGUAUAUUGCGUAUCUUGA